Molecule: messenger RNA, 1257 nt
Organism: Medicago truncatula (barrel medic)
Lineage: Eukaryota; Viridiplantae; Streptophyta; Magnoliopsida; Fabales; Fabaceae
Product: receptor-like protein 33
Exons: 1
Coding region: 1-1257 (418 amino acids)
Molecular function (GO): protein binding
Source: RefSeq, a predicted model, not a curated record
AUGUUAAAUUUUGGUGGAAACAAGCUUCGAGGUCAUAUUCCUAGUAGUAUUUUUCCAAAUUCAUGUGCACUAAGGUUUUUGGAUCUAAAUGACAAUCUUUUAGGAGGUCCUAUACCAAAAUCCUUGGUCAACUGUAAGGAACUACAAGUUAUUAACCUUGGAAAGAAUGCAUUAACCGGCAGAUUUCCAUAUUUUUUGAGUAAAAUUCCAACAUUGAGAAUCAUGAUUUUAAGGUCAAAUAAGCUGCAUGGGUCUAUUGGAUGCCCAAAUAGCACUGGUGAUUGGAAGAUGCUUCAUAUCAUUGAUCUGGCAUGCAAUAACUUCAGCGGCACGAUAUCAUCUGCACUCUUAAAUAGUUGGAAAGCAAUGAUGCGUGACGAAGACGUGCUUGGGCCAGAAUUCGGCAAUUUGUUUUUUGAAGUUCUUGACUAUUAUACAAUGGGUUUGAAGGAUGCAUUACGAAUUAUGAACAAAUAUUAUGCUACGAAAGUGGUUCAACUUACUUUAAAAAUGCCCCAUUCUGAUCUUGAUCAGGUAAUCUCUGAUAGUAGUGCAGAUGAUGUGGAUCUUCGUCGUUAUCAGGAUUAUUCAGUUAUUAUUGUUAACAAAGGUCAUCAGAUGAAGCUUAUCAAAGUUCAAAAGGCCUUCACUUAUGUUGAUAUGUCAAGCAACUAUUUAGAGGGGCCAAUACCGAAUGAGUUAAUGCAAUUCAAGGCAUUGAAUGCUCUAAAUUUGUCGCAUAAUGCAUUAACAGGCCAUAUACCAUCAUCAGUGGGGAAUUUGAAGAAUCUUGAGUGUAUGGAUUUGUCAAACAAUUCUUUGAAUGGUGAGAUCCCUCAAGAGCUUUCAAGUAUAUAUUUCCUUGAAUAUAUGAACCUCUCGUUCAAUCACCUGGUGGGUCGAAUUCCUUUGGGCACUCAAAUUCAAUCAUUUGAUGCAGAUUCCUUCAAAGGGAAUGAAGGGUUAUGCGGACCUCCACUGACCAACAAUUGCAACAAUGAUGGAGUGCAAGGGUUUGCAUCCGAGUUAUCUCAUUCUCAUAAUGACAAUUCAAUUGAUUGGAAUCUCUUAAGUGUGGAGUUGGGAUUUAUUUUUGGCUUUGGAAUUUUCAUCCUCCCCCUUAUUUGGUUGAUGAAAUGGAGGUUGUGGUAUUUCAAACAUGUCGAUGAAAUGCUUUACAGGUUCCUCCCCCAGCUAGAUUUUGUGUAUGAACAGCAGGAAGGGAAGAGGUAUAGAUCUCUAAGGUGGAGGUACUAG